Protomyces lactucae-debilis is the source of this 1545-nucleotide messenger RNA. Its product is annotated as mitochondrial citrate synthase-like protein precursor. Gene Ontology annotation, cellular component: mitochondrial matrix. Bases 55 to 1434 code for a protein of 459 amino acids. Gene Ontology annotation, biological process: tricarboxylic acid cycle; citrate metabolic process; carbohydrate metabolic process. The record is from RefSeq and is a predicted model, not a curated record. NCBI's taxonomy places the organism in Eukaryota, Fungi, Ascomycota, Taphrinomycetes, Taphrinales, Protomycetaceae. The transcript has 3 exons.
ACAACCACCCCCAUCCUCAACCCGAAAACCCCGGGAUCUCCUGCAGCUACACGAAUGAUGCACGCCUCCCUCAGACUCAGAUCUGCCUUUAGGCCACAACUGUCUCACGUCCGCACCUAUGCACAAGGAGCCUCAUUGAAGGAGACCUUUGCUGCACUCAUCCCAAAACACCAGGAGUACGUCAAGAAGGUGCGUGCGGAGCAUGGCCACAAGAAGACUGGUGAAACGACCAUUGAUUCAGCCUACAGCGGUAUGCGUGGUCUCAAGGCUAUGGUCUGGGAGGGUUCCGUUCUCGAUGCUGAAGAAGGUAUUCGAUUCCGUGGCAAGACCAUCCCCGAGUGUCAAGAGCUGCUCCCAAAGGCGCCAGGCGGCAAUGAGCCUUUGCCUGAGGGUCUCUUCUGGCUUUUGUUGACUGGUGAAGUCCCCACCGAGGCUCAAGUCAAGGGUCUCUCUGCUGAAUGGGCCGCUCGUUCUGACUUGCCCAAGCACGUCGAGGAGCUCAUCGACAGGUGUCCUAAUACCUUGCACCCCAUGGCCCAGUUUGUGCUUGCUGUUACUGCACUCGAGUCUGAGUCUUCCUUCUCCAAGGCAUACGCCAAGGGUAUCAACAAGAAGGAGUACUGGUCGUACACCUACGAAGACUCGAUGGAUCUGAUUGCUAAGCUCCCCAACGUUGCUGGUCGUAUCUACCGCAACUUGUACGCCGAUGGCAAGGUCGCACCUAUCGACAAAUCCAAGGACUACUCAUACAACUUUGCCAACAUCCUCGGCUUUGGCGAGAAGAAGGACUUUGUUGAGCUCAUGCGUCUCUACUUGACCAUUCACUCUGACCACGAGGGUGGUAACGUCUCUGCUCACACCACACACUUGGUCGGUUCGGCUCUUUCUUCCCCUAUGCUUUCCCUGGCUGCUGGUCUCUGCGGUCUUGCUGGACCCCUCCACGGUCUCGCCAACCAGGAAGUGCUCAAGUGGAUCAACAAGAUGAAGGCUGAAAUUGGUACGGAUGUCAAUGAGAAGCAGAUUGAGGACUACCUCUGGAAGACCCUCAAGGCUGGCCAAGUCGUUCCUGGCUACGGUCACGCUGUCCUUCGCAAGACUGACCCACGUUACGAAGCACAGAGGCAAUUUGCGCUCAAGCACAUGCCCGACGACCCUCUCUUCCACCUCGUCUCAACCGUAUACAAAGUCGCUCCCAAGGUCCUCACCGAGCACGGCAAGACCAAGAACCCAUACCCCAAUGUCGACGCUCACUCGGGUAUCUUGCUUCAAUUCUACCAAUUGACACAGGAAGACUUCUACACCGUGCUCUUUGGUGUUUCCCGCGCUCUCGGUGUCUUGCCACAACUCAUCUGGGACCGUGCACUCGGUAUGCCCCUUGAGAGGCCCAAGUCAUUCUCAACUGAGGCUUUGGAGAAGCUCGGCGCAAAGCUCUAGGCUUCGCAUCUAAAAAAGUUUGAUGAUACUAUAGCUCUGAUAGAUGCUAGAUGCUAGUUGGUCAUUCCCUCCAUACGUACGUCUUUGUGGGUAGUUCUGUAGCUUCUGCCG